GCAGGGAGAGGUUCACUCAGCCUGCCAUUGCUGUACACCGUCCGGGUGAUGCCUCCCCUUUCCAACUUUUCAUCCAGCGGUUAGCGACGACACGUCCAAGAAAGGUGGUCUUAUUUGCUUUUCGUUUUUUUUUUUCAACUCAAGUUUCUUCCAUGACUCGAUACCUUACUGGACUAACGCCAGCGUUUCGGGCAACGAAGAUAAGAUAAUGAACUUUGGACUUUCUACACGGCUUUUCGUGACAUGUUUCCCGUCGUCCCGGAUAAAAUAAAAUAACAACGUAGCCCGGCGUGGCGGCAGCUGGGCGAAAAUUCAAUUGGAAGGAAAAUAGCGCACUCUCCCAAGUGAUUAUAAAAACAGAGACAGCAACAACUUUUGACCUGCCAGUUUUGAAGCAGAAUAGGAGAAUAAAAUGUCCUCCAAAGCUUCAAAUAAGAGUGCAGCGAUGGAGGAAACGGUCAUAUGGGAACAGCACACAGUGACCCUUCACAGGGCCCCAGGAUUUGGGUUUGGUAUUGCCAUCUCAGGUGGACGAGACAACCCUCAUUUCCAGAGUGGAGAGACGUCCAUUGUGAUAUCUGAUGUGUUGAAAGGAGGUCCUGCAGAGGGACUGCUACAAGAAAAUGAUCGAGUGGUGAUGGUCAAUGCUGUCUCUAUGGACAAUGUAGAGCAUGCCUACGCUGUGCAGCAACUCCGCAAGAGUGGCAAAAAUGCAAAGAUAACCAUCCGUAGGAAAAGGAAAGUACAAAUCCCUGUUUCGCGGCCAGGAGACAGGGAGACCAUGUCAGAGCACGAGGAAGAGGACAGUGAUGAGGAUGAUGGCUAUGAGCACCACAGCGGUCGUGGUGGCCAAAGUGCCUAUGGAGGAGCAAGCGGAGGCACAGGCACUGGCAGGCGUCAGGAACGUGAGCGUAGCAGCAGUGGCAGGCGGGAUCACAGUGCCUCGCGGGAGAGGAGUGUCUCACCGCGCUCUGAUCGCCGAUCACAAGCCUCGUCUGCUCCACCCAGGCCUGCCAAGGUCACCCUUGUCAAGUCCCGCAAAAAUGAAGCAGAAUAUGGACUCCGAUUGGCCAGCCACAUCUUUGUGAAGGACAUCUCUCCUGAGAGCCUUGCUGCCAGGGAUGGAAACAUCCAAGAGGGAGAUGUUGUACUUAAGAUCAAUGGCACAGUUACGGAGAACCUAUCAUUGAUAGAUGCCAAGAAGCUGAUUGAGAGGUCAAAGGGCAAACUGAAGAUGGUGGUGCAAAGAGAUGAGCGAGCCACGCUGCUCAACAUUCCAGACCUCGACGACAGUAUCCCAUCAGCUAAUAACUCCGACAGAGAUGACAUUUCAGAAAUACAUUCACUGACAUCAGAGCAUUCCAAUCGAUCCCACGGGAGAGGCAGUCGAUCACGUUCCCCUGACAGGCCUGAACUGUCGGACCAUCUCCGUCACUCACCUCGGCAGAUCAGCAAUGGCAGCCACCGAAGUCGAGAUGAGGAGCGCAUAUCCAAACCAGGGGCCAUGUCCACACCAGUCAAAAGCUCUGAUGAUGGGGUCUUGUCACAGGCCAGCGACCAGGCCAGCUCCAGAGAUGACAAACAGUUACCUCCGCUGCCUGAACCAAAGCCAGUUUAUGCACAACCCGGUCAGCCUGACGUGGACCUGCCUGUCAGCCCCUCUGAUGCUCCUGUGCCCAGUGCCGCUCAUGAUGACAGUAUUCUCAGGCCGAGUAUGAAGCUGGUCAAGUUCAAGAAGGGAGAGAGUGUCGGUCUGCGGUUAGCAGGCGGGAACGACGUGGGAAUUUUUGUGGCAGGAGUUUUGGAGGACAGUCCUGCAGCCAAGGAGGGGCUGGAGGAGGGAGACCAGAUUCUCAGGGUGAACAAUGUGGACUUUGCUAACAUCAUCCGAGAGGAGGCUGUGCUGUUUUUGCUGGAUCUCCCAAGAGGAGAAGAAGUUACUAUUCUGGCUCAGAAGAAAAAGGAUGUGUAUCGGCGGAUAGUGGAAUCAGACGUGGGGGACUCCUUUUACAUCCGGACACAUUUUGAAUAUGAAAAAGAGUCACCAUAUGGCCUGAGCUUUAACAAGGGCGAGGUGUUCCGUGUAGUAGACACUCUCUACAACGGCAAACUAGGCUCCUGGCUCGCUAUCCGCAUUGGCAAGAACCAUCAGGAAGUGGAAAGGGGCAUCAUCCCCAACAAGAAUAGAGCUGAACAGCUGUCCAGUGUGCAGUACACCCUCCCCAAAACACCAGGAGGCGACAGAGCGGACUUCUGGAGAUUCAGAGGAUUGCGAAGUUCCAAGAGGAAUUUGCGGAAGAGCAGGGAGGACCUGUCAGCCCAGCCAGUUCAGACCAAGUUCCCUGCCUAUGAAAGGGUGGUGCUGAGGGAAGCUGGGUUCCUAAGGCCUGUGGUUAUCUUUGGGCCAAUAGCAGACGUGGCCAGAGAGAAACUGGCCAGAGAGGAGCCGGAAGUUUUUGAACUAGCAAAAACACAGCAACAACAAGGAGGGGAAAAGAGUGAACCCAGGGAUGCAGGAACGGACCAGAAAAGCUCCGGCAUCAUUCGCCUGCACACCAUUAAACAGAUCAUUGACAGAGACAAGCAUGCAGUGCUGGACAUCACCCCUAAUGCAGUGGACCGUCUCAACUACGCUCAGUGGUAUCCAAUUGUGGUGUUUCUCAACCCAGACACCAAGCAGGGUGUCAAGAACAUGAGGACCCGCCUCUGCCCUGAGUCCAGGAAGAGCGCCAGGAAGCUCUAUGAUCGAGCCCUCAAAUUAAGAAAGAACAACCACCAUCUCUUCACUACAACCAUUAACUUGAACAGCAUGAAUGAUGGUUGGUUUGGAGCACUGAAAGAGAUAAUCCAGCAGCAGCAGAACCAGCUGGUGUGGGUUUCAGAGGGCAAGGCUGAUGGGGCAGCUGAGGACGACCUGGACAUCCAUGACGACCGUCUGUCCUACUUGUCGGCACCAGGUAGUGAGUAUUCCAUGUACAGCACCGACAGCCGCCACACCUCCGACUACGAGGACACAGACACAGAGGGCGGAGCCUACACCGACCAGGAGCUGGACGAAACACUGAAUGACGAUGUGGGCCCACCCACGGAGCCUGCCAUCACCCGCUCCUCUGAGCCUGUUCGUGAGGACCCGCCUGUCAUCCAGGAGCCCCCUGGCUACGCUGGCUACACAGUGCAGCCGGACCCCCUGAACCGCAUCGACCCGGCUGGGUUCAAGGCACCAGUGCCGCAGCAGAAAGCAGAGGCCGCUGCCGUCCCUAGCAUCCCCCAGCAGCCUGAGCCCCUGGCUGAGACAAUGCCCCCUGCUGUCGACGUUACUGUAAAAACUGUAGGGGGUCUGAGCCCUGACGAGGCUCCUGCAGCUCCCCACAGCCAGCCAAGCCCCAUCCCAGAGGCUGGCUCACUUAGGAGGCCCUCCCCCCAGCUAGCCCCUCAGAGCGUCACACCAGAACCUCUACAGUCUGGACUGGCCAGUUCCGAACCAAAGAUGUUUCAAAAGGAUCCAUACAACACAGACAACACAGGGCGUAUCGGUGGCCACAGCAUGAAGCCUGUGACUUACAACCCUCAGCAGGGAUAUCACCCUGACCAGCAGCCAUACAGAGAUUACGACCACCCACCCAGUCGGUAUGAUGUCAGCAGCAGUGGAGUCAGCAGUGGAGGUGGUUACCCAGAACCAAAGUACCGUAACUAUGACUCUAACCCACCCUAUGAGAACAGUGUGCCUCACUACGACCAGCAACAGUGGAACCCCUACAACCAGCCGCUCUCUACUGCCAACUCCCAGGGCUACGAUCCCCGUUUGCCGUACAGUGAUGGCCCUGAAUCCCAGUACACCCCUCCUCUCCGCUACGAUGAGCCCCCACCUCAGCAGGGAUUUGACGGGCGGCCUCGCUAUGGUAAACCAACAGGUCCAGGGCCUGUCCGUUACGAUGAUCCUCCUCCUCCUGCCCCAGGGCCUGACCUGCACUAUGACCAGGAUUCUCACUUGAGUACGUACCCCACUGCUGCCCGCUCCCCAGACCCUGCUGCCCAGCGGCCUGCCUAUAACCAGGGACCAUCACUGCAACAAAAAGGCUACAAACCUCAGCAGUACGACCCCGUUCCUGUGAACUCUGAAACCAGCCCCACACCUCCUCCCAAAGCAGAGGCCCCCUCAACUUCCCCUGUGGAAGCUCCAAAAGCCGCACCCGCCAGAGACGAGCAACAGGAGGAUGACCCUGCCAUGCGGCCCCAGUCAGUCCUGACGAGGGUCAAGAUGUUUGAGAACAAACGCUCUGUGUCUAUGGACCGAGCCAGGGAUGCAGGGGAUUCAUCUGGGACCAGGGCAGCAGAUUUACCUUUGAAAGCAGGUGGAGUAAUCCCUAAAGCAAAUUCUCUGAGCAACUUGGAUCAAGAGAAAACCUUUAGAGCCCCAGAGCCGCAAAAGCCUCAGUCCAAGGUAGCUGAUGAUAUUGUGCGCUCCAACCAUUACGACCCUGAUGAGGACGAGGACUACUACAGGAAACAGCUGUCUUACUUUGACCGACUCCAAGCUGGCCCCAACAAACCCCAGCCACAAGCACAAACAACCCACAACUACCCAAGGACAGAGUCAGUGGAGAAACCAAGUCCAGUGGAGAAAAAAUAUGAACCUGUUCCCCAGGUGACACCAUCUCUGCCACCAGCCACACUGCCCAAACCCUCACCUGAAGCCAAACCUCCUGCCCGAGAGGACACUGUCCAGACCAACUUCCUGCCUCACAAGAGUUUCCCUGAGAAGUCUCCAGUUAAUGGCACAAGUGAGCAGCCUCCAAAAACAGUCACUAGCACCGGGGCUCCACCAGCAUCCAGCUACAACCGCUACACGCCCAAGCCCUACACCACCUCUGCCAAGCCUUUUGCACGCAUGUUCGACAGUCCCAAAUUCAACCACAACCUUCUGCCCAAUGACAAGCCUGACACUGCUCCAAAGGGCCGGAGCUCCAGCCCAGUGAAGCCUCAGGUACCUCCACAGCCCCAGAACGCAGACCAUGACAGUGGUCUGGACACCUUCACGCGCACUAUGGACCACCGUUCCAAAUACCAGCACAACAACAUCAACGCUGUUCCCAAGGCCAUCCCUGUGAGCCCCACUGCCCUGGAUGAUGAUGAUGAUGAAGAUGAGGGCCACACUGUGGUUGCAACGGCCCGAGGUAUCUUCAACUGUAACGGUGGCGUCCUGAGCUCCAUUGAGACAGGUGUCAGCAUAAUAAUCCCACAGGGUGCCAUACCUGACGGGGUGGAGCAGGAGAUCUACUUCAAGGUCUGCCGAGACAACAGCAUCCUGCCACCACUCGACAAGGAGAAAGGAGAGACUCUGCUCAGCCCUCUGGUGAUGUGUGGACCUCAUGGCCUCAAGUUUUUGAAGCCUGUGGAGCUACGCUUACCUCACUGUGCGUCAAUGACCCCUGAUGGUUGGUCUUUUGCUCUAAAAUCCUCCGACUCCUCGUCGGGUGACCCAAAAAGCUGGCAGAACAAGUCUCUCCCCGGGGACCCCAACUACCUGGUGGGAGCCAACUGUGUUUCUGUGCUCAUUGACCACUUUUAAGGAUGGGCCAGCAGGUGUGAUGUUACUGAAUGUGGAACCAUGGUGGAUAAAAUGAAGAGGAUGGACACACGUACACAGGCACACACACACACACCCACACACACACUCACACAUACAGAUACAUGCACUCCAAACAUACUGACACACACCACAUUAUGGAGUAUGAAGAAGAUCCAGUCAGUGCUGUUUACUGCACCCAUGGAUGAAGGCGAGACACUGAUGAUCAUUACAAGCUGUUCUUUAAACUCUUUUUCCCAAUUUGAAGUUUUGAUGUGAAAUGAAACCAUUGAUGCAUGCCCCAUGCCACUGAGGAUUGACAUUAUAUAUACUGUAAGGCAAUGUUUAAUGUAAUUUCUACAUGAAUAUAGAUGGAUGGAUGGCUUUUGAGGCAGCGUACAUGCUUCAAAAAUAUUUAUGCUAUAUAUGCAUACAGUAUAUAUAGUAGUAUAGUGAAGAUUUACUAAAAUUUUACUCAUGGAUUCAGUCAACAUCUUGUUAUUUUUCAGUUCAGGUGACUGAAAGCAAAUAUGUAUCUCCACCUAUUUUUUCCACAUUGAGGGAACUUUAAUGAAGGUUUGAGACAGAUGUGAGAUAAAACCAGAGAUGGUGACAUUUGCAAGUAUCUGUAGAAGGAGCAAAAGCUGGAUAUGAACCCAAGAAGCACACUUUUAGAGACGUUCUUCCUUCCUCACCCCUUCCUUUACUCUUCCUUUUCCUACAGUAAUAUCUUGUAGCUUACUUUCUUACGGAUUACCACGUCUCUCCUUCCAGCCUGAGGGAGAUCUAUGCAUGUUCUUUGCUCAGGUCCAGUAGCCUCCUCAGUUCCUUCCUCACAUCUAUUUCUAUCGCUCUCUCUCUCUUUCUCUCUCUCUCUCUCUCGCUCUCUCUCUCUCUCUCUCUCUUUUUCCUCUUUCUUCUCUUUCUAUCUUUUUCUGUCUGUGCACUCUCCUGCACUCUCACACAAAUAAGCAGUGAUGCCUUAUCUGCAGAUUAUUCACUUUUCAUUAAGAAAAAAAAAUAAGUUAUGAUAAAUUAUGGUAUAAUGUCAUUUGUUUUGCCAUUUCAUUUUUUGUGAACCCACUGUAUAAAUGAACUUGGGUUUAGCUCACAAUAACAGUUGAUAAAGGAUAACAAAGGUAUGCUCUUCUUUUAUCUGCUAUGCAUUACUUAAAUAAAAAAUAAAAAAAACAACAAAAAACAAAAACAAGAAAACAGAAAAGAAGUGGCUGUAAAUAAAGCUAGCAUAUUGCCUUGUUUCUUUUGUUUGUAAAUGAACUUUUUGUAUGUCUUUCUUUUUUGUAUAAAACUUAGAGAAAACAUGUUUUAAAAAGUGGAAGAAAGUGAACGUGGUUAUCUUUGUAUUCUGGAUAUACCCUCGAGCCUUGGAACUUAUAACCUAACAAUAAUACAUCACACCUUUUCUACCAAUAUAUUCACACUAUGUUACGGUCACAAAAAGCUCUUUUUAUGGCUAUUUAAGGAUCAGGAAAGUACUUGGCCUAAAAUACAUUUAAAACAUGUUCUUUUAAAAGGGUGUGCUCUCUCAAAGUGUUCCCCUCACUGAUUUGUGAUACUGGAUGCUGUAUUGUGUGCCCUUAAAUGUAUUUUUGUACUAAUAGACAAUAUAUUAUGUAUGGCACACCAGUACCAUUUUAUUUUUAGAUAUAACACGGCUUUAAUUGGAUAUUAGCUCUUCACGUGUGGCUGACUUUUUUUCUCCUCUGCAACACAAUUUUAAGUAUACCACUGUAUUAAUAAAUAAAGUCAUUUUUAAAGUAAA
This is a messenger RNA of Seriola aureovittata, 7349 nucleotides long. It is a transcript of the gene tjp1a, whose product is annotated as tight junction protein 1a. The transcript is spliced from 30 exons. NCBI's taxonomy places the organism in Eukaryota, Metazoa, Chordata, Actinopteri, Carangiformes, Carangidae. The record is from RefSeq and is a predicted model, not a curated record. Gene Ontology annotation, cellular component: bicellular tight junction; plasma membrane. Gene Ontology annotation, molecular function: cell adhesion molecule binding. Gene Ontology annotation, biological process: protein localization to cell-cell junction; cell-cell junction organization; establishment of endothelial intestinal barrier. Bases 413 to 5569 code for a protein of 1718 amino acids.